CCAGAAGUACUCCCAUACUAUGUAUCCGCUCUUUCCGAGGAAGUGCAGCCCCAUCCAGAACAGGCAGAUCUAAACCACUUCCUAAGUCUUGAUCUCCCACAAUGAGUACCUCCGUCUUGGUUGGAUUCAGCCUCAGUUUGUUAUCCCUCAUCCAGCUUGUUACUGUUUCCAGGCAGGCAUUUAGGGAAGUUAGGCUAUUUCCUGUUGAAGUUGACAUGGAGAAAUAGAUUUGGGUGUCCUCAGGAUAUUGAUAACACUCUGCAUGAAAUCCCCUGAUGAUCUCUCCCAGCGGUUUCAUGUAGAUGUUAAAAAGCAUUGGAGACAGUAUGAAGCCUUGUGGGACUCCAUACCGGAGCUCUUGUUUUGAAGAGCAACCGUCUCCAAGUGACACCAUCUGGAACCUACCUGAGAGGAACAAAUUCUCUUACGACUGGAGGAUGGGAUACUUCUACCUGGGGAUCAAAUUUAGAUAUCGAACCUCAAACUCAACCAAUAUCAUCUCCUACAGCAAUCACCAAGCCAGUCAGGAGGACUAUGGUAGAUGAAUCAGAAAACUUCUUCAGUGCCUUUCUCUCUCCAACGGAUGUUCAGAGCAUACAGCAAAAUUCAGUGGUGUCUAAGCCACCCACCAAAUCGCAGCGACCCAAAGAAGAGGUAAAAAACACAUUACAGGAUUCUCUGCCUCCUGACCUGCCAGAAACAGAAGCAAAAGACUUCUCUGUAAUUGCAUCAGUGGGACUGGAAACUGUUGAUGAUUCCCAGGAAACGUUAGAAGAAAAUAAUACUGAAGAAAAGCCUGAUGAAAACAAAACUAAAGAUGCUGAUCAAAAGGCAUCUGUUCAGCAUCUCGCUGUAGCAGAUGAUGCUGUUGUGAAAUUGAGUUCAAGAAGUGAUGGACCUGGACAUGUGCCUGACAUCUCUGCGCAGCCUCUGUCUACAGAGGCAAAGAAUGGAGGCUUGGAUACUAAAGAGCGUAAAAGUGAGGACAGGCAGAGCAAUACACCUUCACCUCCAAUCAGCACUUUCUCCUCAGGGACAUCCACAACUAGUGAUAUUGAAGUUUUGGACCAUGAAAGUGUAAUAAGCGAGAGUUCAGUAAGUUCUAGGCAAGAGGCUGCUGAUUCAAAAGCCAGUCUUCAUUUGAUGCAAACUUCCUUCCAGCUUCUAUCGUCAUCUGCCUGCGCAGAAUAUAACCGUCUAGAUGACUUUCAGAAAUUGACUGAGAGUUGCUGCUCCUCAGAUGCUUUUGAAAGGAUAGACUCAUUCAGUGUGCAGUCUUUAGACAGCCGUAGUGUAAGUGAAAUAAACUCAGAUGAUGAAUUGUCAGGUAGGGGAUGUGUUUCGGCAUCUGUCAACAUCAGCCCUCCAAUACCAAAGAGUGAUGAGGCUGAACCUAUAAAAAUAAAGUAUGAUCAAAUCGUAAAUGAGGCUCUUGCUCUACCCACAGAAGAAAUGGAAAUGGAGGAAAGUGGGCGAAGUGCAACCCCUGUUAACCCUGAGCAGCCAGAUGUUCUGGCUGUUCCUGUGCAAACCGAUGAAGGGCAGAUGGUGAAAGAGGAGAUGAUGGUACUUCAGUUCAGUGGUGAAACAUCGUCCAGUGUAAAGUGUGAAAAAGAGGAACUUUGCAAGAUCAUUGAUUCAUUGACGGAGAAACUGGAGAAGAGGGAAAAUCAGCUGUUGAGUGUUAGUAAAGAGAAGGCAUGCCUAGAAGAAGCUUGUGAUAACCUUAAAGAUGAAAUCUUCCGAAUGAAAGAAGAGAGCAGUAGCAUUUCAUCUCUUAAAGAGGAGUUUGCUCAGCGAAUAGCAGACGCGGAGAAAAAGGUUCAAUUAGCAUGCAAAGAGAGAGAUGCAACAAAAAAGGAAGUAAAAACUCUCAAAGAAGAGCUAGCAACUAGAUUGAACAGCAAUGAAACUGCUGAGCUACUAAAAGAGAAAGAAGAACAGAUUAAAGGAUUAAUGGAAGAAGGAGAAAAGCUUUCAAAACAGCAGUUGCAAAACUCUAACAUCAUUAAGAAACUAAGAGCAAAGGAUAAGGAAAAGGAAAAUGUUAAUACAAAGCAGAGUAAAAAAAUUAAGGAGUUAGAAGAAGAAUUACAGCAUCUGAAACAGGUAUUAGAUGGCAAAGAGGAGGUUGAAAAGCACCAUCGAGAAAACAUUAAGCAGCUAAAUAGUGUGGUUGAACGGCAAGAGAAGGAUCUUGGCAGACUCCAGGUGGAUUUGGAGGAACUUGAAGAGAGGAAUCGAAGUGUCCAAGCAGCCCUUGAUAGUGCAUAUAAGGAGCUUACAGAUCUUCACAAAGCUAACGCUACAAAAGAGAGCAAGGCACAAGAAGCAGCAUUGAGCCAUGAAAUGAAAGCAAAGGAAGAACUGGGUUUAGCUCUCGAGAGAGCCCAAGAAGAGGCUCGUCAGCAACAAGAGGCUUUAGCAAUUCAGGUGGCAGACUUGAGACUGGCCCUGCAACGUGCAGAACAACAAACAGCUAGAAAAGAGGAUUAUUUCCGUCAGGAAAUUGGUGAACUGCAACAGAGAUUGCAAGAAGCAGAGGCCCGCAACCAAGAAUUGAGUCAAAGUGUUACAACUGCCACAAGGCCCUUGCUCCGGCAGAUAGAAAACCUUCAAGCAACCCUUGCAGCACAGACCUCUUCAUGGGAGAAGUUGGAGAAGAACCUUUCUGAUAGACUUGGGGAAUCUCAAACUGCCCUGGCAGCUCAGACUGAAAGAGAACGUGCUGCUACAGAAGAACUUCUUUCCAAUAAAAUUCAGCUAUCUUCCACCGAGUCGCAAAAUAGUCUGCUAAGACAAGAAAAUAAUCGCCUUCAAGCUCAACUAGAGACAGAGAAAACCAGACUCAAGAAACUGGAAAAUGAAAACAAUCGGUAUGAAGUUGAAAUGGAAAACCUUAAAGAAGAGUAUGUGAAAACAAUUGAAGAGGCAAAGAAAGAAAAGAUGCUGCUGGCUACUCAGUUAGAAAUGGAGAAGAUGAAAGUUGAACAAGAAAAAAAGAAAGCCAUUUUUGUUCAAGAAACAGUAAGAGAAAAGGAACGUAAAUUAUUCACUUCAUCGACAAUGGAAACUGUGUCGAGCACUCCAACUUUGUCACGCUCGAGUUCCAUAAGUGGGGUUGAUAUGGCAGGGCUCCAGGGAUCCUUCAUAUCCCAGGAUGACCCUCAUGAUCAUUCCUUCGGUUCAAUGUCUACAAGUGGGAGCAAUCUGUAUGAUGCAGUGCGAAUGGGAGCAGGUUCAAGCAUUAUUGAAAACCUGCAGUCACAAUUAAAAUUGCGGGAUGGAGAGAUUUCUCAUUUACAGUUGGAAAUUGGAAACCUUGAAAGAACUCGGUCAGUAAUGGCAGAAGAGCUGGUAAAGUUAACAAAUCAAAAUGAUGACUUGGAAGAAAAGGUAAAGGAGAUACCCAAGCUACGUGCACAGCUACGGGAUUUGGAUCAGAGAUACAAUACCAUCCUUCAGAUGUAUGGUGAGAAAGCAGAAGAGGCAGAAGAAUUGAGACUGGACCUUGAAGAUGUGAAGAACAUGUACAAGACUCAGAUUGAUGAACUUCUAAAGCAAAGGCAUAGUUAAUAACUGCUGCAAAUGCAACUUGGAAACAAGGUUGCAUUAAACUGUAAAGAUGUUUAUGUAAAUAUAAACAGCUUGUAAAGAAUCUGUACUAUAGAGUGAUUAUACUGUAGAGUUCAUAUGUGAAGAAAUCAUUAUGCUUUCACAGUGGCUGACUGUUGACAGUUAAAUUAUUAAAUAUUUAAAAUCUUAAAGCCAUGGCUUUAUCUUAAUGCCAAUUAAAAUGCAGCCCAUCUUGUGUCUAUAAAAUAGUACAUUGACUUGCUAAUUCUGACUGAAUAGUAAAAAUAGUGGGAGUUUUUAUUUGCAAUCAUCACAUAAUGAUGCAUUGGAAUAAUUCCAUUCAGUUAGCCGAUUGAUAUCUGAAUGUUAAUAUGUUCCUAUCUGAAUGGAUGGAUGACUUGGAUGGGGGAAAUUUUCAUCUCAAAUAUAUCAGUUUUAAAAAUGUAUAUACAGUUAACUGUGACUUUCUAUCUGAAAAGAAGGUGGGUGCCUUCAAGGCUUUUUUCUUUUUAACUGCUAUUUGAAUUUGUACUAUGCUGCCCUAACCAGAGAGUUAACUGUUGCUACUUGAAAAAUUGGAACAUAGCCUUUGCCCCCUGCAAGCUCACUUUGGUUCAUUAGAUAAAACUCAGUACGCUUUAUCUGCAUUAAAAUGUAUUGCUGCACUUCCUAUAUGGGGCUGCAUUCCUAAAGCAUAAUACACUGCCACAUUAGAGGUGAGCUGCUUAGCAGCUUUAAUGGGUCUUAACUGUAGUGAGAGAGACAAUGCGGUUUGUUGUAAACAUAACAAAUUGGAGGACAAAAAGGAGUAUGGUGUAAAUGGUCACACUCUGAAACUGUUGCUCCUUUCUCUGACAUGGUUUGCUUUUUUCCAGUGUGUAUUAAUGCACUUUAUUUUAAAAGUGAAUAAACUUGUUUCAGAUACUUCA
Hemicordylus capensis (graceful crag lizard) is the source of this 4505-nucleotide messenger RNA. RefSeq names its product TATA element modulatory factor 1 (gene TMF1). The record is from RefSeq and is a predicted model, not a curated record. The coding region runs from base 535 to 3576 and encodes 1013 amino acids. The transcript has 17 exons. Lineage: Eukaryota; Metazoa; Chordata; Lepidosauria; Squamata; Cordylidae. Gene Ontology annotation, cellular component: endoplasmic reticulum; Golgi apparatus.